GCACUCAAAACCCUGUCUGUGCUUGGUAUAUUAGGCAGCCAGUGCUCUUGGCUGGGAGCCCAGACGAGGCUUUUGUAAUCAAAACAUGAUCUUGUAUGCUGUGCAACCAGUGCUGAGAAAGGCCGUCUGAUGGCUCUCCUCUUUUAGCUCUGCUCUGGAAUCCGCCGGGCUUCGCCGCUGAUGUCCAACAUGCACCGAGCUGAUGCCACUGUGGAUGACGCAGUGUUAAGAAAGAAAGAGCAGAAAGAUGUUGAACUUGAUAAGAAAAUCUUGGCUUUGCGGAAAAAGAAUGAAGCGCUCAUACGAAGAUACCAGGAAAUAGAAGAGGACAAAAAGCGAGCUGAGCAGGAGGGAAUGGCUGUUACCUCCAGGAGACCCAAGCAGGAUGGACUCACUAUUACCAUCACCAAAGCUCAUAACGACCUGAAAGAUGCAAUUACCCAGACUGAACACUAUGGACAAGAUAGCCCAGCCCUCUCGAUGGACAAAAGGAUUGUGAGCGAGAAAUGGGGAAGCCCCUGUCCUACAAGCCCUGGGUUCGGCAUUGGCAGUGAGGAAGAAGAGGAGGAGGAGGAAGCAGAUCAUAUGUUCACAUUCAGGAUGGGGAAGAGAAUGCAGCUGGCUGUUACCAUGGACAACAAAGCCAAGGGCAAGCGGAUCGUCAGUGAGAAACGCAGCGAGUGCUUCCCUGGCCCAGGCAGAGUGCCAGACCUGAGUGAAGAAGAGACAGACCAUUUGGUGGCUUUCCGCCGGGGGAGAAGGAUGCAGAUUGCCAUCACCAUGGAUAACAAGGAAAAGGCAGAGGAGAGGAGAACAGCAGAGAAGAGGAGAUCAGACAGUGACAGAGGCCCAGAAAGUGAGCACGGCCGGAAGGAUGGUGGGAAGUCAGUCCAGAGGAGCCCCGGAGAUCUGAGUUUCCCCAUGACUGGACGGGAACGCUCAGAGUACAUACGCUGGAAGAGGGAGCGAGAUCAAAUUGACCUCGAGCGACUGGCACGUCACAAGAAUGCGAAGGGCGAGUGGCGACGGGCUUGGGAUGUGGAGAAGUCGGAGCACAUGUUUGAAGAGGACUUUGUUAAGGAUGGGGAGCCAGCCUUGGAUAAUCCCAGCAAUAAGAAAGGGGGAAGAAACGCAAGAAAAUUCCAGCACAGGUCCUUUCCUCCGGACGGGAGAGGUGGAGGACAGCAUGGAGUGAAUGUGAGCGAUCCUGGUCCGAAAGCGGUACCUGCUGUGAGCAGCCGAGCCAAAGGAAAGGACAGACUGACUGGCAGAGCCAGAAGAUGGGAUGCAAGAGAAGGCGAGGACAUGUCUUUUCUGAAGGAUGACCUUGACAGCCAGAGGAGCCUUGGUAUGGACAAGCGGAAGAGCAGAGGUGAGGAGUGGGUGGAAGAGAACUGCACAGCUGAGCUGGAGGAGAAGGUGAAACAGCCAAGCCCCCAAGAUCAUGGGGCCUCCUCGUCACAAAGGCUACGAAGUGGAAAGGUCCAGUCUGCCCACAACGGCCAGAAGGAGGAGCGGAGAGGAGUGAAGGGCUGCAGUAUGGAGGUGUCUGUGGCCAGCACGGGUGACUCAGAGCCAGGGCCUAAGCCAAGUAAGGAAGGCAUUGGGGAAGAUGCCGAUGGGAAGCCUGGCACUGCUGAUGUCUCCCAGGAGAAGGAGAGUGCUAACAGCACUGCUUCACAGAGCAGCCUUCCGAGCACUGUGCAAGCCACCAGGGAUGGUGGUGAGGAGACCGUGUCAUUGCCCGUGGGAGCGAAUUUAGAUGGAGCUGGCUUAGAGAAAAACACAGCUUCGGAACCAGAGUCCACUGAGGACUCUUCAAACAGCCACGGAGGAAAGCCAGACACAGCAGUAGGAGACAGACUGGACGCAGGUCAGGGACAACUGGUGAGCAAAAGAGGGGAGGAAGUGACCCAAAACACUGCUCUUCAGGGGCAAACACUCGCACUGAAAGGAGGUGAAGAUGCUGAAGGCACUGAACACAGAGGAGAGCCUUUGCCCCCAAGGAAUGCCAACUCUGACAAGACUGUUGUGUCUGAGCAGGACACAGCAAAAUCAGAGGCCAGGGAUGGGGACCAGCCUGAGGAUUGCAAGGACAAGGACAGUGGGGACACUCUCAACUAGCAAAGAUUGCACCGGCUUGCCUGAGACAGAAGGAUAACGUGCUGAAGGUGGUGGAUGAGAAGAGGAGCACAAGCUUGUCCUCACUCUUCAACCUUCUAUGAAAUCAGCUUUCAGCACCUGCCCUGCGCCCUUCAGCACCCAUUCACAACACAUGGGGACCCCCCCCCUCCCAGUUUCGGCAUCACCACCCUUUCCUAUCCGUAUGCCAAAGGACAGGGAAGGCUACAUGCACUCCCAACCUACUGAGAACACGUCACUUUUCUAUUUGUUUUGCCUAUAUUGCAGCUGUGUGGCAAGCCAAUGAAAUGUCUACUGGAUGCACUUUAUUUUAUUUAAUAACUAAUUCUGUUUAAAGUUAAGAUUUAGGUUUCUGGGCACCCCACCCACCUCCUCCUGCAGAGGCUGGCAGGGAGCUGCACAUGCCGGGAGGAUGGCAGGGGCUGUGCGAGCUCUCCCUCGCUGUCGGGCAGGGAGCAGAUGACCGACAGAGCACUAGGAGACAGGGUGAGGGGUGUUAUGUUGUAGUUCAGUAGGGGGAUGAAAAAAGUAGUGUUCAGAGCAGCUCUUGUACUAGAGGUUUGUAUGUGGUUGAAGUGUUGGCAGAGAUGUAUGGUAGUUGCAUGGGCCACGGGGCGCAAAGGGGAUGGAGCAUUCUUGAGUUACACUGUGGGGUGCUUGUGCCAGGCACGCACCAACCACAGCAUCUCGUCCUUGAAAGCUUGCUUUCCUCCUCCAGCUAGAUGUAGGAGGGUGCAAGCAGCAGAGGCUGAAUCAGCACACCAGGAGACUGAUUUUUUCUAAGGAAGGUGGCUGCUCAGUUGAGCAGGUACACACACAGCUCAGCAAAACCCCAUGCCCACUUCCUAAGACCAGGAAGGCUGCAGUAACUGGAGAUAUUUAGAGCUUCCCAUGCCACGCAGGGCAAGGAAGAGGACAGCACAAAUGCCAUAACCUUCCUCCUCCACCACGCUGCACAAAGGAGUUGGCAGCAGGACCCAGGCCAAAUUGGAGCUAAGGUCUAAGGCUUCCUGCCAAACGCUUUCAUCUUCCUGGUUGUGCCUUUCAUAGCCUUGUGCUUGAAUAAGGGGGCAGCAGUUCCCCUGGAUGCUGCCACGCAGACAUUUUGACCUGGCCUUAAAAGGCACCUUUCAAAUCGAGGAUCUGGAUGAGCAUUUGCAAGCAUAAAUGAGCAAGAAUGCCAGCUGCUUGGAAAUCCAAGCAGCUAAGAGAUUCACAGCAAACUAGGACCUAGGUGAAAUAUGGCUACUAAUUAAGGAGAAGGCAGAAGGCAGGCACAAGGAAUAACACAUAGUUUCUGACUUCUGAAUGACAGAGCAGAGAGAAUAUUGCCCUCAUUUUGAAGUGCUGCUCUAAAACUUGAUGCAGGAGUAAACGUACAUGCAGACACACGUGUGGAGAUUUACUGGAUUUCAUUGCAGGAUGCAUUUGCUAACCAAAAUGGCAGACUGCCUUGGUGGUAAGGUUGGCAUGUGUGGACUGAAAUACUGUACACUGUUUUAAUAAACUAAUAUUUGCACAGAUAAGCAUUUUGGUUUUCCACGUAACUUAGAUCCACAGUACCUAUCUCAUGAAGGACAAGCCUGGGAAUUUCCUCUACGUGCCAAAUUCAGGAGAGUGUACUGGCUUCAGACCAGGCAUUAGUGAGAAACAGAGUGUGCAGCUUUGAUGUUUUAGGAGUAGAAACAUCUGCACCCCACCAAAGCCCAGACUGGGUUUAUUUGGACUUAUCCAACAGAUAAGAGAUAGGUAAAAGCCAGAUUAUAAAACUGCUCCAGGUCCUGGAGAUUCUCUGUCACUGUUAAAGGCUGAUUUUUCUUAUCUGACUGGCUCAAUAACCUGCUUACAAUUGCUUAAUUUUUUAAUUUAUUAUUAUUUUUUACAUCAGGGCACUGACCUCAAUCUUGGUCCGGCCAGAGUGAGUCAUUACCAGCAUGUACCAGAAACUGGUUUGCCUCACGUCCAUGCAAAAAACAGUCUUGGAUCAAGAGCAGUCGGGCACACAGCCAGGUAGAUGGAAACUUUUACAUUGCCCCUGGUCCAGCACUUAGUUGUAGGGAUAAAAAACCCAACUGCAAUUAUUGCUCUAUCUUAUGGCCCUAGACUCCUUUUUGAAAGGAAACAUGACACUUUUCCCCCCAUUCCCUCCUCCUUUUUCUCCUGCAAAUCCAAGUAACUUUGCAGUUACUGAUGCCUAGGAAGGACUGAGUCUGUACCAGCUCCAGGGAUGGGACUGUACAGAUAGUGCCUGUUCUCAGUGUAAUUUUUUUCCUGCUCAUUAACACUUGGCUCGAAUGCACUUUGGUUGGUGCCUGGAUUGCAAUUUUUUAAGAGAACUGCAGCUAGCUGUUUUGUCUUUACAGUGAGAGAAAAGACUGAAAAGUUGAAAAAUCUGAUGUAGAGGGAUUAUUUAUAUGAAAUAAAA
Grus americana (Whooping crane) is the source of this 4567-nucleotide messenger RNA. It is a transcript of the gene CCDC9B, whose product is annotated as coiled-coil domain containing 9B. NCBI's taxonomy places the organism in Eukaryota, Metazoa, Chordata, Aves, Gruiformes, Gruidae. The transcript has 14 exons. The record is from RefSeq and is a predicted model, not a curated record. Bases 181 to 2124 code for a protein of 647 amino acids.